CCAUCAAAUUACUUUAAGAGCUUAAAUAGAUAGGUGUUUGAAGAAAAUAAGUAUUGCUUAAUGUUUUCCAUGAGUUUCCGGAGUAUGUGUGCUACUAGUAUCGCUUUUUCUCGCCCAAUUAUCCAUUGGUUAUCACAAGAACUUUUCAACCCACUAAAGUCAAAAUACAUUUCAUUUCUUCUCCCUUGUUCUCAAAGUUUUCCACCGCUUUUCCGUUUCACGCGCCAAGGACAACACUAACACAUGGUAAAUGAAAAUAUUUUGAUAAAAAUAAAUAAAUAUACUCAACUUCCAAACCAAGCAAUGCAUCUUGAGCAUGUGCACAACAUAUUAAUGGGCAAUGCAAGUGAGUACAAAUCCAAUGAACCAACUUGUGCAAUGCAAUUAACUACUUCAAUGCUUUCACCUCAUAUUUUCAUACAAUUUUAUUCGUUACCAGAAAAAUAAAAUAAAAUGUUUAGUAAAGUGAUUAUUUCCUUCACUUGGGCAUUGUUACUUCUAAUUCCGUGCUCAAUUUUGAUAACAACACUCGACAUUCAAUCUUAUUAUCAAUCACCGGCGAUUGUUGCAACCGUUCCGUGCACCGGUAAAACUCCCCUGAGAGUUUACAUGUAUGAUCUCCCCCGCCGGUUCAAUGUCGGCAUGCUUAAUCGCCGGAAUACAACGGAAGCUCCGGUUACUGCAGUUGAUUACCCUAUGUGGCCCGAUAAUUCCGGUCUGAAGAAGCAGCAUAGUGUGGAGUAUUGGAUGAUGGGUUCGGUUAUUGGCGGUGGCGGGAACGGAAGCGAAGUGGUUAGGGUUUUGGAUCCGGAGCUUGUAGAUGUGUUUUUUGUUCCGUUUUUUUCUUCGCUUAGUUUCAAUACACAUGGCCAUCACAUGACGGAUCCGGAAACGCAGAUUGAUCGACAAUUGCAGAUUGAUUUGAUGGAAUUAUUAAGGCAAUCCAAGUAUUGGCAAAGGUAUGGAGGUAGAGACCAUGUAUUUCCUCUGACACAUCCCAACGCCUUUAGGUUCCUGCGCGAUCAACUGAAUGAAUCUAUUCAGGUUGUUGUUGAUUUUGGCCGUUCCCCCGAAGGCGUGUCUAAUUUGAACAAAGAUGUAGUGUCCCCAUAUGUACAUGUUGUGGAUUCUUAUGAAGAUGACGAGCUUCAAGAUCCGUUCGAGUCUCGUACCACGCUGCUUUUUUUCAGAGGGAGGACACACCGGAAGGAUAAAGGCAUUAUUCGUGCUCAACUCACAAAGAUAUUAGCUGGUUUUGAUGAUGUUCACUAUGAGCGAAGUGUUGCUACAGGAGAAAACAUAAAACUGUCAUCUAAAGGGAUGCGUUCAUCAAAAUUCUGUUUGCAUCCAGCAGGAGACACGCCUUCCUCUUGCCGUCUUUUUGAUGCAAUCGUGAGUCAUUGUGUUCCUGUUAUUGUGAGUGAUAAAAUUGAGCUCCCAUUUGAGAAUGAGAUUGACUACUCGCAGUUCUCAUUGUUCUUUUCUUUCAAAGAAGCAUUGGAACCAGGGUACAUGAUCAAUCAGCUUCGCAGUUUUCCAAAGCAGAAAUGGAUUGAAAUGUGGAGGCAGCUUAAAAACAUCUCCCAUCAUUAUGAAUUCCAGUACCCAUCAAAAAGGGAAGAUGCUGUUAAUAUGCUGUGGAGACAGAUCAAGCACAAGCUUCCGGGGAUCCGACAAUCUGCUCAUAGAAGCCGGAGGCUUAAAAUCCCAGAUUGAUGGAAAAGAUGAUGUUUAUAUCUCCGAGCAUGUUUCUGGAUAUUGUACAUUAGUUUUUCAGCUACAGCGGCAUCCCUGAAAGGGAUAAAUAUAUUGACACGGCCCACGAUCACUUCAAAUAUUAGAGAAUACUAAAUAGAGACUUUGAUAGCAUCUUAAUAUGUGAUUUGUUUUGGUCCUUGGCCUCUGGCUUGGAGCAUGAUGUUCAUCUACAUUCUCUGUGCCGACGGAGAUUCAAUUAUUUUUUUGUCACUUCAUGAAGUGUGGUGGCUGAUUCUCCUUUGUGUUGGUUGAAUGUGGACACUAGCUAGUUGAGCAAGUGAGAAGAUAUGCUCAGGAUUUAUGAAAAAGCCAAUUUCUUGUGCAUAUGAGAAUUGAAAAAUAUGGUAAUUUGAGGCUUUUGGGAAUUACUGUUAGACACAUAGAUAUGUACUCUGUAGGGAGAGUAGUGAAAAAGGCAUAAAAGAAAGAGAGUUCAAUAUUAUACUGUCAAUAUCUUGUUAUAAAACCAAUCAGUUUGUACAUACUACAUAUUUCAUGUUAUUGAAAGAGAAUAAUAAAUUUCUUUGUAAUUA
Messenger RNA from Cicer arietinum (chickpea), 2291 nucleotides. RefSeq names its product probable arabinosyltransferase ARAD1. Gene Ontology annotation, molecular function: glycosyltransferase activity. NCBI's taxonomy places the organism in Eukaryota, Viridiplantae, Streptophyta, Magnoliopsida, Fabales, Fabaceae. The record is from RefSeq and is a predicted model, not a curated record.